Pyricularia grisea is the source of this 2399-nucleotide messenger RNA. RefSeq lists its product as uncharacterized. The transcript is spliced from 3 exons. The record is from RefSeq and is a predicted model, not a curated record. Gene Ontology annotation, biological process: endoplasmic reticulum to Golgi vesicle-mediated transport; retrograde vesicle-mediated transport, Golgi to endoplasmic reticulum; regulation of ER to Golgi vesicle-mediated transport. Lineage: Eukaryota; Fungi; Ascomycota; Sordariomycetes; Magnaporthales; Pyriculariaceae. The coding region runs from base 1 to 2376 and encodes 791 amino acids. Gene Ontology annotation, cellular component: Dsl1/NZR complex.
AUGGAGGAUCCACUACAGGAAACAAGAGUCUACGACUUCAUCGAGGACAAGCUGCAGUCCACAACCGACCUCGACCACCUCGACAGCCUGCUAGCCAGCGUCGAACACCAGCGAACGCAGCUCCAGACGCAACUGGACGAUGCGACGCGUGAGCUGGACGCCGCCCGGCGCUCCGGUGGCGACCGGCAGGAGGCUCUGGCGCGGCAGAUUGACGACUUUGAGCAGCUGCAGCGCAGCAUCGACGUGCGGCUGCAGAUCGUGUCGGCGUCGGACGCACCCGACGAGGCCAUCCGCCGCCUCGAGCCCCCCAUGCACCAGCUGCACCGCAUCAACCUCGCCCGCGACUACCUGCAACUGCUGCAAGACGUCGAGUCCCUGCGCCGCCAGGCCCGCGAUCACCUCCCCGCCGAUCCCAAGGCCGCCCUACAGCCCUACUCCCGCCUCAAGCAGCUCUCGUCCCGCCUGCGUGAGCUGCAGGGGAACGCGGACGGCGCCGCUACCCACCUCGUCGCGCACGUCGCCAGCGUCACGAAUACGCUGUGGGACGAGAUGAAGCGGACCAUGUCGGAUGAGAUGAAGGCCCUGCUUGCGGCGAGGAGGUGGCCGGCCGAGGUCCAGCCGGAUCUGGUUGUCGAUGAGGAGUGGCGCGGGUGCUUUGAGAAGCUGCUGGAUCUGCAGGUUCCAGAGGUGCUGUACUCGCCGCCGGAUGUCGUGCUGCCGCUCCUUCCUAUCGAUGUGAUGGCCCAGAUAUGGGUCAAGGAGUUCCGCUUCCACUUUCUUAGCGACGGCCGCCCGACUAGCAACAAUCGCUUGAUCGGUCAGCAUUGCUUCCCUUGGGUUAUUCGACUCGUGUCGACAUGGGAAGAUUUCUUCAGGGAGAACUUUGGCCACUCCCUCGCCUCUAGGUUCAUAGAGACGAGUGUAUCGUCCAAGAUGAUUUACCUGGAUCCUGUCUGCGCACUCAUCACCUGUCUCCUCCCGGUGCUGAGGGAAAAGAUCAUGGCCGCAGCCGAAGAGGCCGUACUUGACCCAAGCUUCCUCAGCAGCUUCAUGACGCAGCUCAUGGGCUUCGACGACGAACUGCGGACGCGUUUCGGCUACGACGGCGGCGACGGGGACGGUGACUGGGACGGGCUGACGGCCGAAGUGCUCAACCUCCACUUUUCAAAGUGGCUUCAGGCCGAAAAGGACUUUGCGCUGGAGCGGUUCGAGGGUAUUAUGGAGUCUGCAGACGCCAGGAAGAUUGAUUACGACUACGGCGGGCCGGGCAAGACCAAGCCCACGUUUGGCGCCGUCCGUGUCUCUGAUCUGCUCCGGUCUGUGACGAGCCAGUACGAGCGUGUCCGACGGUUUUCGCAUAAGUUGCGAUUCCUCAUCGACAUCCAAGUAGCCAUUCUCGACGACUUCCAUGAUCGUCUCCGGGGUUCACUUGAGCUGUACUACUCGCUGACCUCAACCGUGGGACGGACUCUGCACGGCGCGACGGCGGAGCAGCUUGCGUCCCUUGAGGGUACUGGCGCCCUUGAGACGUUGUGCAAGGUUUAUGGCAGCGCCGAUCAUAUUGCAAACGCUCUGGAGGACUGGAGUAACGAGGAGUUCUUUGUUGUAUUCUGGGAGGAGCUGCAGGCCCGAGCCAAAAAAUCCGAGGAUCAGGAGAACCUGGCCGGAGGCCUCAGCUACGACAACGUCAAGGACAAGACAUCAGCCUCUAUCGGCGAUGACGGCGAUGGGGGUGUCAUCUUUGACGAGACCAUCGCAGCUUACAGUGCACGCCGCAAGGCUGCCCGGGAUUUUCUAGUCUCUGCCCUGGUUGACUCCCACCAGGAGGCCUUCCGUCCCUAUCUCAAACGCACCCAGUGGACAACCAUCAGCGAUGAUCCAGCCCAGGCUGACCCCUACCAGCUCCCUAUCACUGUGGAGCUGGAUGAGCCGCUGAGGAUCCUGAAGCGCAACCUCGAGUUCCUCAACCGGGCUCUCAGCACCGCCGCCUUCCGGCGCGUCUGGCGCGAGGCCCUGGACAAGCUCGACGAGACGCUGUGGCACGACGUGCUGACGCGACACAGCUUCACGGCGUUUGGGGCCGCGCAGUUCAUGCGCGACCUGCACGCCGUCGUGGCGCUGGUCGAGCGCUACAUCCCCGAGGGUAGUGGCGUGGCGCUCGCGAGGGUGCAGGAGGGUGUCAGGCUGUUGAACCUCCCGCUAGACGCCGAGCCGUCUGGCAAGGCGGCGGCGGCGGUGACGCUCAGGCAGGCCAGCGAUCGCGUGUUCAAGGAUAAUGAGGAGGCAAAGAGGUUGUUGGAGGAGUUGGGCAUUGACUUGCUCAGCCCAACGAACGCGAGGCAUAUCCUUCAGCGCAGGGUGGAGAUGAGCGAGUAAAUAGACACGAGAUUAUGUUGGCA